AUGGAUCUUGUUGCGGGCGUUCGCAAGGAGGGGAGCCGCGGCGGCCGCGGCGACUUCAAAUGGUCCGAUGUCAAAGAUUCUACGCAUCGCGAAAACUACCUAGGCCAUUCUCUUAUGGCUCCGGUAGGGCGCUGGCAACAGGGGAAGGAUUUGCAGUGGUAUGCUCGCGGAGAGGAUGACCCGGAUGAACAGGCUAGGAAGGAGCGAGAGGAGAGACAACGCGUCAAAGAAGCCGAGGAGGAGGCCAUGGCGCUUGCUUUGGGUCUUCCGUUGCCGUCUAGAAGCACCGAAUCAAAUGCCAAUUUGACUCCAUUAGGCGGGAAGGAUACUCAGAAUGAGGGCGCGCUGCCCCGUGAAGCAUUUUCUGAUGCCGUCACAAAAGGAAAACAUAGAUCGCGAUGA
Messenger RNA from Aspergillus ochraceoroseus IBT 24754, 402 nucleotides. Its product is annotated as MMtag domain-containing protein. NCBI's taxonomy places the organism in Eukaryota, Fungi, Ascomycota, Eurotiomycetes, Eurotiales, Aspergillaceae. The record is from RefSeq and is a predicted model, not a curated record. The transcript has 3 exons. The coding region runs from base 1 to 402 and encodes 133 amino acids.